GACCCACGUCCUCCCAUCCUUCCACCUUCCUUCCAUAGCCGCCACUUAAACACUAGCUUUGCCUAUAUAAUCGCCUUUUCCUAUUUCACCCAGAGAAGGGAAAAUAUUCUAUCAACAGAUCCCAGACUAGUUCUAACCUACGGCCGCACGUUAGCACAUGGCAGUAGUUCGAGACCGCCGUCAGUUAAACCUACGCCUUCCCUUACCAGAACUCUCCGAACGCCGCCCAAGAUUCACCUUACCGCUCCCACCCACUACCAAUUCCUCUGCCGCCGCCGCCACCGACCUUGAAAAGCUCCAAGUCCUCGGCCACGGGAAUGGCGGUACAGUCUAUAAAGUCCGCCAGAAGCGCAGUGGUGUCGCUUAUGCCCUCAAAGUAGUCCACGGCGACAGCGACCCAACAGUCCGCCGGCAGAUUUUCCGGGAAAUGGAAAUCCUGCGUCGCACAGACUCACCGUACAUCGUCCACUGCCACGGCAUAUUAGAUGAAUCAUGCGGCGAUAUAGCUAUUCUCAUGGAGUACAUGGACGCCGGCACUCUCGAUUCCCUCCUCAAGACAAAUGGCACUCUCUCUGAAACUUCACUUUCCAACAUAGCACGUCAAGUUCUCAAUGGUCUCACCUAUCUCCACACACACAAAAUAAUUCACAGAGAUAUAAAGCCAUCAAAUCUUCUGGUAAACCACAACAUGGAAGUGAAGAUAUCAGAUUUUGGGGUCAGCAAGAUCAUGUAUCGUACUUUAGACCCAUGCAAUUCCUACGUUGGUACGUGUGCUUACAUGAGUCCAGAAAGGUUUGAUCCUGAUUCGCAUGGUGGGAAUUAUAAUGGGUAUGCUGGAGAUAUUUGGAGCUUAGGGUUGACGAUGUUGGAGCUGUACAUGGGUCACUUUCCGUUAAUGCCGCCGGGACAGAGACCUGACUGGGCCACACUAAUGUGCGCCAUAUGCUUUGGAGAGCCGCCAAGUUUACCGGAAGGUGUUUCGGAAGAGUUUCGGAGUUUUAUAGAGUGUUGUUUGCAGAAAGACUCUACCAAGAGGUGGACAGCGUCGCAGUUGCUGUCACAUCCUUUUGUGUGUAGUGACGCGAAGUCUCAGAAAUGAACUGAUUUGGGCUGAAAAUCCUAUAAGACUCGCCGGAAAGUUGUUCUGCCGGUCAUUAGAUCUGAGCAGGGAUGCAUCAAGAUUGGGGAUUCGGACUUCGGAGAGAGAAAUUUGGGAACGAAUUUUUUGAAAUUGCAGGAAUUAUUUCAUAUUUUCGAAUCUUUGAUGAAACGAACAGUUGGAUCUGACAAUAUUCCAGAAUUUCUUGUACAUGAAGGAAUUUCUUUCCUCCUCCUCGCCCUUUUGGGUACAUGUAUAUUCUUCCCUUUAAUAUCCGAAUAUUCUAAAAGAUGCUCCAAUUCAACAGCAAUUCCGCAGUCGAAUUCAGGAGAGUUAGUCAAAUAUAGUAAUUGUUUUUUUUUUUUUU
This is a messenger RNA of Ilex paraguariensis (yerba mate), 1466 nucleotides long. Lineage: Eukaryota; Viridiplantae; Streptophyta; Magnoliopsida; Aquifoliales; Aquifoliaceae. The record is from the annotation of a GenBank genome assembly.